AUGAUUACAUAAACUGCGAAAUUCCAUCUUAUGCUUGGAAUUAUAUUUCUAACUGACCUUAUUAAAGGGAUUAUUGAGAAUCAAAUUUCUAUCCUAGUUUGUAGUUCGUCAUUACUUGCAUUAUAAAUUAGUAAGGAUUCUAAAAUUAAUAGUCAGCCUAACUUGUAUUUAUCACGAAAUUUUAAAUAUUAGAGUUAAUGACUUACUUUAAUCUAUUCUGCUACAAUAUUAUUCAAGUUAUUCAUUACGGAACUUAAUCUAUCUGGCUAUUGUUUUGUCUUUUAGAAAUUUAUUAAACAGAGAAAUAAAAAAUAUAAUACUACAGUAAAAUCUUGUAAGUAACUCUUGGUAUAGCUCUAUUUUCAUCUCAAUAUUAAGGUAAUUUAGUAUUUUCAUAAUUUCAAUCUAUUAUAUAUUGUACAACAUAUUUGUUAUAUCAAAUACUUAGAGUAGGCAGCUAAAUUUCAAUCGUUGAAGCUGCUGAAUAUGAAAUUCUGAAAGAGUUGAAGAAAGAAAUCAUUAUUAAAAUAUUUGAUUCAAAUUAUAAAGAAAUUACACCAAACAGCUCGCCUCAACUAGAAAAUAAUUUAUAUGUAUAAAUCACAUAAAAUACAUAAGUGGAUGAAAAUCAAUAGUUCUAUAUAAAAUGUUAUUCAGACAAGGAAUUUGUAGCUAGUUCAGAAUAAAACUCAAAAAAAUAAUAAUAAUUAUUGUUUCAAGAUUGUAAUUCCUUUUUAGAAUAUAUAAAUGGAUAAGAUUUUAUUGAAAAUACUGAUUACGAUUACUUCAUAGCUUCUUAAAUAGAUGUAUAGAAAAACAUAAAAUAAAAAUUUAAAGUUGUGUAUAAAGUAAUAAAAAAUGGAAAUGUGUCGAUUUUGGCUUUUUUGAAAAUUGAUAAUUUCACAUUAAAAUAAACUAAAAAAAAGUUUUUACAGUUUAAAAAAUAAUUUACUGAUUUAUUUGCUCAUAAAUUAAAAACCCCUUUAAAUGCUUCUUUGGGGUUUCUCUCUUAAGCUUAUAAUAGUAUUGAUGUGGAAAGCAAAACAAAAUCAAAUUUUAUAAAACCUGCUUAUAUUAAUGUUAAAUUAUAAUAUUUUUAAAUUUCUGAUUUAUUGGAAUUUUUAAAUCCACAAUUAGAUAAGAUGUCUGUAUCCCUUAAUAAAAUAAAUAUGAAAUAAUUUUUGUUAACAUUAUCAGAAUUGAUUGAAUCUUAAUGUAUAAAUAAAAGAAUUUUAUUUUAAGUAUUUGUAGAAUAAGUUCCAAUCCAAUAAAUAGAUAAGUAAUAAUAUUAAUUUAUAAAAAAGUUUUUAUAUUGUUUCAGAUUUACUGAAAUUGGAAAGAGUUCUUUAUAAUAUAUUAAAUUUAUCAUAUAGACACACAGCCUCUGGUGGUCUUAUUAGUUUGAGUUUGAGUAUUAAUAAGGAAAAUAAUGAAUUAAGUUUUAUUAUAGAUGGAAGUGGUUGUGGUUUCAAUGAUGAAGAUAUAGAAAAUAUUAAUUUAUGGAUCAAAUCAUAAUCUGAUUUUAAAUUUAAAAAGAAACAUUUAGUAAUAAAGAAAGAAUUAAAAAUGUCAUUAGAAAUAACAAAUAAUCUAAUAAAUAGUUUAGGUUUUUGUGAUUCAAAUUUAGAAGUAGCAUAAUCUGAAACAGGAACAUCAUUUAAAUUUAAAAUAAGCAUGAGAGAUAGUAAGACGACAGAAAAUUAAUAAGAGAAUUAAACUGUUGGAUUUAUACUGAGAUAGAGAAGUUUAAGAAAUAUGAAAAGUUCUUAAAACAAUGUUGGCACAAUAAAAUCGAUAUUUUCAUCUUAAGAUUAAUAUAUUCAAGUGAGUUCAUAAAAAGUGAUUGAAGAACCAUAAGCAAAUUAACCUUUAACAAAUAAGGUUAAUCUUUAAUAAUGGUAAAAGAAACAUAGAAAAAUGAAACGAGCCCGUUCUUCAGUUAUGAAUAAAGGAUUGAUUGAUUGUGAUAAAUUAAUUUUGAUUGUAGAUGAUGAACCAUUUAAUCAUGAUACAUUAAUACUUAUGUUGAAAAGUAUGGGAUAUAAGUAUUUUCUUAAAGCAUUUAAUGGCUAGUAAGCUAUAGAUAUGAUUUAAGAAAAACAAUUAGAUAUUUGUUUAAUAAUUAUGGAUUUAGAUAUGCCAAUUAUGGGAGGAAUUGAAGUAAACUAUAAAUUUUAUAUAAUUAGGCUACAAAAAUAUUAAUCUAAAUGAUGAUUGAUUUAGAUUUAGCCUAUAUUCCAAUAAUGGGAUGUACAGCUCAUGAUGAUAGAGAAACAUUAGAUUUAUGUAUUGAAGUAGGCAUGCUUCAUGUUGUCUAAAAACCAGUUUUUGUCAAAAAUUUAAGAGAGGCAUUUUAAUAUAUUCUUCAUAAUGAAGAUGUUAAAAAGCGAUCAUAAUAUUUCUUAACUUCUUAGUUAUAAAUUUGA
Paramecium sonneborni is the source of this 2426-nucleotide messenger RNA. NCBI's taxonomy places the organism in Eukaryota, Ciliophora, Oligohymenophorea, Peniculida, Parameciidae. The record is from the annotation of a GenBank genome assembly.